AUGGCAGCUGGAAAGUUCGGAGCCGGUGGCUCCAAGAUGACCAUGAAGGCUCCUGCUGCUCGUUCUUCCCGCGCAGGACCAUCUCAACGGAACGGCAAUGCUGGAAAGGGCAAAACGUCCGCUGCAAAGGAGGAAAGUGGCUCAGAAGAUGCAAUGGAGGAAGACGACCAAAUCUCACUCGAUGACGAUGAGCCAGACACAGAGGACGAGAUCGAAGCAGCCAAAGGAGCUGGUUCCAAAAGCAAGAAGACUGCCAAGCGCAAGCGUCGAGCCACUUCUCCCACCUCUUUCGGUUCCGCUCUUGAAGGCCUCCUCGGCAUCGCACCAUCCACAUCAGCCGACGCACUCGAGACGCUAGACGAAGCGGCCGAGAACGACAACGACGAGGAAGCAGCAGCAGACGAAAGCGAAACCAGACCACCAGUCAGCAAAAAGAAAAAGAAACCCACCCAAGAAGUGCCGGCCAUCCUCUCACUCGCUCCACACCUUCGUCGCUCAGCCCAAUCCACCUCGCUCAGUGCACGAGCCGCCCGUAUCGCGCUCGAACAAAAACGUCGUCGCGAAGAACGCUCCCACGUCAAAGACGUAAUCGGCGGUUGGGGUCCACCUGGUGUUCUGCCACCAUUGGAAGAUGAAGAUGGAAACAUCAUCGAGACUUAUCCUGCCAUUUCGGCUGAAGACGAUGCAGAGAAGUUGCUGGAGUUUGCUGCUCAAGGCGGAAGUCAAGCAUAUGAGAGGAAGCUGAGGAAGGUGGCUCAACGUGGUGUAGUGAAGCUGUUUAAUGCUAUUCGUGCGGCUCAGACUACAACUGAGGAUGAUUUGGAACAAGUGGAGAAGAAACAGGCUGCCAGUGGGAAGACUGCGGCCAAGACGUCGGCAGUAGCAGCGGCGGCGACGACGAGUAAGAAGGCAGGUUUGGCGAGUAAGGAUGCGAGAUUGGCGGAUUUGAGCAAAUCUAACUUUCUCGAUCUGAUCAAGAAGGGUGCGAAAGGUGGUAAGGCAAGUAGCGUUGCUGCCAAGUAA
Ustilago hordei is the source of this 1023-nucleotide messenger RNA. RefSeq lists its product as uncharacterized. Gene Ontology annotation, biological process: maturation of LSU-rRNA; maturation of 5.8S rRNA. Bases 1 to 1023 code for a protein of 340 amino acids. The record is from RefSeq and is a predicted model, not a curated record. Lineage: Eukaryota; Fungi; Basidiomycota; Ustilaginomycetes; Ustilaginales; Ustilaginaceae. The transcript has a single exon. Gene Ontology annotation, cellular component: preribosome, large subunit precursor.